AGAAGACCCAGCCACUCCACCUAUCUGCAGCCUGGAUCCUCUGAGAAAAGCCAGCAGGCAACGGGGCAAGCGGGAGCCUCCUCUUUCAGUGCCCCCACCUGCCCUCCCUUCCUUGCCCUUCGGUGCCUGCUGGGAGAGCCAGGGAGGGAGAGAAGACGAUGGAGUCAGGCAGGACGCAGAUAAAGCUUGACCCCAGGUACACGGCAGAUCUUCUGGAGAUACUGAAAACCAAUUACAGCAUCCCCUCUGCCUGCUUCUCAAUCCCUCCCACUGCAACGCAGCUUCUGAGAGCAUUGGGUCCUUUGCAAAUUGCCCUCACAGUCAUCUUGACCUUGCUUGCCCUGGGCUCGAUUGCCAUUUUCCUGGAGGAUGCUGUCUACUUGUACAAGAACACCCGUUGUCCCAUCAAGAGGAGAACUCUGCUCUGGAGCAGUUCUGCACCCACGCAGGUAGUGUCUGUGUUCUGCUGCUUUGGUCUCUGGAUCCCUCGUUCCCUCACACUAGUGGAAAUGGCCAUAAUCUCGUUUUACUCUGUGUGCUUUUAUCUGCUGAUGAUGGCCAUGGUGGAAGGCUUUGGGGGGAAGGAGGCAGUAAUGAGGACACUGAAGGACACCCCAAUGAUGAUCCACACAGGCCCCUGCUGCUGCUGCUGCCCCUGUUGCCCCAAAAUCAUGCUCACCAGGAAAAAGCUUCAGCUGCUGAUGUUGGGCCCAUUCCAGUAUGCCUUCUUCAGGAUAACAACGGGCCUGGCGGGCCUGUUUCUCAUCCCUGAUGGCAUCUAUGACCCAGCAGACAUUUCUGAGAAGAGCACAGCUCUAUGGAUCAACACUCUCCUUGGGGUGUCCACCCUGUUGGCUCUCUGGUCCCUGGGCAUCAUUUUCCGUCAAGCAAGGCUGCACCUGGGUGAGCAGAACAUAGGAGCCAAAUUUGCUCUGUUCCAGGCACUCCUCAUCCUGACUGCCCUGCAGCCAGCCAUCUUCUCAGUCUUGGCCAAUGGCGGGCAGAUUGCUUGUUCACCUCCUUUUUCCUCUAAGAUCAGGUCUCAAGUGAUGAAUUGCCAUCUCCUCAUACUGGAGACUUUUCUGAUAACUGUGCUGACACGAAUGUACUACCGAAGGAAAGACGACAAGGUUGGAUAUGAACCUUUCCCUUCUCCAGACCUGGAUAUGAGCCUCGAAGCCUGAGACAGAUGGCUUGGACAAUGAAAGAGACACUUUACUCAUUAGAUGAGCACAAGAUUUCUUCACUGUCCCUCAACCUUGACCAAACAGGGAAGGAUUCCAUUGUCAGCACAAAAUGGCAGAUUACCUUUGACUAUAGAGAUGAAGAUGAAUUAUGCAAUAGGAUGAAAUUCUGUUGGAUCUUGCCUGGGAAAGGUAUUUUAAGUUUUAUAAUAAAAAAACAGGAUGGGUUUGAAACUCUAUAACUGGGUACACUGCCUCUGUGGGUGCCAUUAUUAGCCCUUAAAGCUUGUAUACUGAAAGGUCACUCUGAGCUUUCCCAAAGAAAAUGAAAGGGGGAAGAGUAUAUGGUAGUUUGUCUGGUAUAAGAACUGGAGUAGAAUUCAGCCAGGCAAAACAGUACAAGCCCCAAGUCUCAAAGAAAGCAGGCUUCUGAAGAACAGAUGGAAGGUGCUCUUUCCCUUACUGAUAUGUCGUUAGGGCACUGAUGACAUUAGACCUGGGAGAUCUGGAUCAGCCUCCAUUUUGGGGACAAUGGCUUUUUGAGUCUUCUAUGCCAAGCUGCAAAAGGAAUCCCCCAAUAAUAUGGUCAUGGAGCUUGAUUUUGAGGAGACAAAUUAGGACGCAAAAGCAAAGGAACUGAGAGUACAGGUAAAAGCCCAAACACAAAACAUAGCACCAUGGAUAGCAGGCCAAAAACACAGGAAAUGAACAUUAGGUAAAACCACUUUGCCUUUAUUUGGCUAAAUGACAAAAGCCAAUAUAACUCUGAACAAAUUAAUAACACUCAGACAGGAAAAUGAUAUACUCAACACCGACUGAGGAAAAUGUCCCUGUGGAUGCCGGCACUGGUGAUGGGGCUAACAUUCACGCCAAGGGCAGCAUUUCUUUCCAAGACUUUUUUUUUUUUCAGGUUCCUCAAUACAAAACAAUCCAAACAAUCAAGUCUCUGUAUUCAAAACAGUCAGUGUCUCCCAAAGAAGGGUGGGAAAGCCCACUUUAUACCUAAAGGAACACAACCUGAGUCAUCCUAAUGUUAAACUUAGCACUUUUGUUUUCUACCCCAAUCUGAGUACUAACAUAAAACUUGAGCAGACAGAAAAUCUUCCUUCUUUCUUUUAAAGAAAAUUAACAAUUAAUAGUAUAAUCCCAAGAACAUGUUCUACUUAUCUGGAAAAAUAGAAGCUAGGAACCACUCUUUAUCCCAUGACAAUCUAUUCUAUGAGAGAAAACAAGAACAAUCAUUGUAUGACUUUGAAAAAUAUAGCCUUUAAACAUACUUAUAUUGGUAAGCUUAAAAAAAAUACCAUUAAUUAAAAACACUGGUAAGGGAGCUUUUUUUUCCUACCUGUAUUGGUUCAGCUUCUGGUGAGAGUGUGUGCUGACAGAAAACAUAGAAGCUAUGGCUUUUAGGAAAUUACAGAAAAGCAGCAAAAUAUAAUUGAUCUGGAAAGAUUUUAGAUAAGGGAUCCGGAACAAGAUUAAAAAGGCAAUGGGGAGGGGGGAAGCUACCCACAAAUCAAGAGAUUCUAAAAAGAGAAUAAUGAAAGCAUUGUGAAAAAUCAUUGUAGAGAGACUAUCCAGAGACUGCCUGACCAGCUGUGUGGUCGCAAGUAAAAUAAGAAAAAUAAGCAACUCAGGUGCUGCCUAAGAAGUUAUCAGUGAUCACAAAAGGUCAAAAGUUCUCUUGACCUCCUUCAUAUUUUUUCUCCUCUUCAGGAUGUUCAACCUCCUCACAUCCCCAACCUUCUUACCCAAGUCUCAGCAAAAUAAUGGUCUUCAGCUCUAGCUAUCAGAAGCAGCUGAAGCAGUACAAACGAUCCAUUUCUAUUCCCCUAAAGCUUCAACCUCUAUUCUUCAGUGCUCCUGAGUCUAGUGUAUGAAAAGAACAAACUUCCUGCCCAGCGCAUCUCAAGGUAACUGCUGAAAUGGCACCUCCUCAGCACCAGAUACAAGGCUUCUGUCUCCAUUCUCCUUCUGUCUUGCAAAGGCUCUGAAGCCAAUCAACUUUUAAGGCUCUCCCAUCUCUGCCACAUUUGGCCUAUUCAGGCUGACUGCUUUGUGCAUGGGGUUCAGAGAAAGAGCUCCACAGCCUCAAAUAUUAAUAUUAGAAGAUUUAUAUAUCAUAGGGACGGUCAUGGUAUGCAAACCUCUAACCUCAUUUAAUUAGGCACAAAUGAUCAAAUAAUGCAUCAUCCCAACAGCUUCUUCCAACCACCCAUCCUUGUCCAGCCCCUAGGCUCACAUUCAUCCCAAAGUACCUAACAUGCCACACCAUAAAAGUUUUGCUUCCAAUCAAAAUUAUUUGAA
This is a messenger RNA of Equus quagga, 3491 nucleotides long. RefSeq names its product solute carrier family 51 subunit alpha (gene SLC51A). Gene Ontology annotation, biological process: bile acid and bile salt transport. The record is from RefSeq and is a predicted model, not a curated record. Lineage: Eukaryota; Metazoa; Chordata; Mammalia; Perissodactyla; Equidae. Gene Ontology annotation, cellular component: endoplasmic reticulum membrane; plasma membrane. The transcript has 9 exons. The coding region runs from base 159 to 1184 and encodes 341 amino acids. Gene Ontology annotation, molecular function: transporter activity.